AUGGAGUUCAAACAAGACGAGCAGGACUUUAUCAACGAAUUACUAGGCCAUGCGGGUCUGGGAGAUUUAAAUGGCGAUAUGGGCAUCUCUAGCGCUAGUGAUAGAUUUACCAACAACAUAGGAAUAGAAAACCGUACAGGGUAUUUCGAAGACACAGAUUUGGGCCAGGACCCGGCGAGGCUCGGUUUUUUGGGGCACUCUGUGGAUAACACAAUAAGGCAGAAUAAUGUCGAUUCAACGGGGCCGGGAUUCUUGAUUGAUGAAAGCCUGGGGGCACAACAAGUUCAGCCAGAGUUCCUAUCAGAAAAUGCGCUUUUCCAGCAUGAACCCUUUCAGCAGGACCCUCAAGAUUCCGCAAAUGAUGAUCAGCUUUCAAGCUUCACGGAAGAUCCGGUCUCAUCUUUGGGAUCCAGUGUGACCACGAGCGAGUUUUUAUCGCCGAUGUCCUCAUCGUUUAAUAACCAUCCGCAGCGAGACUCGGUCGAUCCAGCCUCGUAUUCGCAGUUUUUGUCCUCGAGCCUCCGGUCUCCUUCCAAUAGUUUACGGCAGGGAAACUACUUAUCAAGUUCACUGCGUGCCCAGGGGUUGAAUCCGCGACACUCGUCUGUCGGGAGCACGGCAUAUCAGCAGCAGCAGCUGUCAUUUGAUCCUACUGGUUCCGGUCCACAACUCUCGCAAGAAGAAAGGUUACGGAGACGUCGUGAGUUUCACAACGCCGUGGAGCGGAGGCGACGGGAGCUCAUUAAACAGAAGAUUAAAGAACUGAGCAAAAUAGUUCCUCCAAGCCUCCUCAACUAUAACGACCAUGGCAAAGAAAUAAAGGCGAAUAAAAGCGUUAUUCUCAGCCGAUCCGUGGACUACCUUGCAUAUUUGCAGCAGGUACUGGAAAUACAAGACCGCAAAAGGCAGCUUCUUAUUCAAAAGGUACGAGAACUGGAAGCGUACCGUCAUCGCCAAAAAACUAGUUCUACGAUGAACGCAAAUUUUCAAGAGCCCAUGACCGUGGGAGGCGUCAGUAGUGCUUCUCCGGAGCAGAUAAUUGACGCUAGAGGGCUACCUGUUGUGGGUGAAAAUUCGUCUUCUACCCCGUCCACUACGAUACAGGACGAUUUACAGCAGUUUCUUUCAGGGGACUUGAUUGAUGCCGAGGACAACGCCAAAUUGAUGUUCGGUGGUGAGGGCAACGGCACAGCAGCGGACUUUCUGCUGAAGUUUGGGAAAUAG
Messenger RNA from Lachancea nothofagi CBS 11611, 1224 nucleotides. Lineage: Eukaryota; Fungi; Ascomycota; Saccharomycetes; Saccharomycetales; Saccharomycetaceae. The record is from the annotation of a GenBank genome assembly.